UUUUCAUUUGUCCGCACGUGAAUUUAGUGAGACGUAUUUCUCCAAAAUAAAAAAAAAUAAAAAAAAUAAGAAGUCAGACCUACGCAUAUCAUCGACAUCUCUGAGUGUCGUAGCCUCUUGGUUGUUGUUGGGAACUCGAGCUUUCCCUAAUCUGUGCUUAAAUCAAAUCUGGUCUUGAUUCUUGACAUAAAACGCGAAGUCCUAUUUAUCUCACUUUCAUGGCGUCGGCUACUUCGGGCAUCGAUCCUCAUCUUCUUCUUUCUCACAAAUUCCCUGAGGCGACAUACACCUAUUCCGAGAGAGAUGCGGCCCUCUAUGCUUUGGGUGUUGGAGCUUGUUCUCGGGAUGCUGUGGACGAAGACGAGCUCAAAUAUGUUUACCAUGAAAACGGACAGAAGUUUAUACAGGUCUUGCCAACAUUUGCUGCUCUAUUUUCACUUGGGUCUUUGCCAACAGGUUUGGAUCUACCAGGGUUGCAAUUUGAUCCACGUCUUCUCCUUCAUGGACAACAUUACAUAGAAAUAUACAAGCCGCUUCCUUCUAGUGGACGUAUACUUAAUAAGGUCGCUCUCGCAGGAUUGCAUGAUAAAGGUAAAGCAGCUAUUCUUGAGAUUGAAACAAAAAGUUACGAGGAGUCUGGUGGACUAUUGUGCAUGAACCGGAUGACUGCAUUUCUGCGAGGUGCUGGUGGCUUCUCAAGGUCAUCUCGUCCAUAUUCAUACUCAAACUAUCCAGCCAAUCAGGUUUCAGUUAUUAAAAUCCCAAAAAGUCAGCCUUUUGCAGUGAAUGAAGAAUGUACGCAACCAUCUCAGGCAUUACUUUAUAGACUAUCUGGCGACUACAACCCUCUGCAUUCAGAUCCUGUGGUCGCAAAAGUUGCAGGAUUCACGCGACCAAUACUGCAUGGAUUGGGCACGCUUGGAUUUGCAGUCAGGGCAAUCAUCAAAUGUAUCUGCAAAGGUGAUCCAAACAUGGUUAAAAGCAUUUCAGGGCGGUUCAUUUUACAUGUGUACCCUGGCGAAACUUUGAUCACUGAAAUGUGGCUUGAAGGCAAGAGGGUCAUAUACCAAGUGAAGGUGAAAGAACGAAACAGGAGUGUGCUGUCUGGCUUUGUGGACGUUCGUGGUUCUACUUCAUCUCUGUAAAUUAAUCAAGCAUAUCAUAUCAAAUUGCGCAGCGCCGGCCCGAACUUUAUAUUUGGUCUUUGGAGACGGAAUAAAUAUUAAUUGAUGUAAUAUUACAAUAUAUUUUGUUUAUGUUUAUAUUUUUUUUUGCUUUGCUUAAAUUAUAAGAUUAAGUAUAUAUGUACCAAAUAAUUUAUCAAGAUUGAUACAAGAAUCACGGGUGAAUUUGGGUGAA
Messenger RNA from Ziziphus jujuba (common jujube), 1359 nucleotides. Its product is annotated as enoyl-CoA hydratase 2, peroxisomal. NCBI's taxonomy places the organism in Eukaryota, Viridiplantae, Streptophyta, Magnoliopsida, Rosales, Rhamnaceae. The transcript has 11 exons. The record is from RefSeq and is a predicted model, not a curated record. Gene Ontology annotation, cellular component: peroxisome. Bases 219 to 1145 code for a protein of 308 amino acids.